CUGGACAGUGACUCUACUGCUAAGUUUGGUCCAUUUGCUUUCAGUGGACACGGCAUCUAUCUCUCUCUUCCAACAUUUUCUUUUUAAUUAACAAAUCCAAAGAUCAUAGAACUAGAAGAAAAGGUAAAAGCUUUAGCCUUUAACAAUGAAGAAGAAGAAGGGAAAACAAAAGAAUCUAUGCUUGCAAACCAACUGUUUGUUCUAAUGCCAAAGUGAAAAGGACCCACAACUGAAAAACAGACAAAACAAACAACAACACAAUGCAAUUCUCCUCUUUCACUUUCCUCCUCCUUCUCUAUCCCUUAUUAAAUAAUUCUAAAAGUUGUUGAAGUAAACACUCUUUACAAUUUUUUAUUAACUUUUAACAUCCCAACCAUUUCCUUACACAUAGCCACAACCUUGCUUGCUUACUUAUAUAUUUGUACAGAGUUCUAUAUGCUCGCCGGCGAUGCCCACGCCGGUCAGCGUUGCAAGACAAUGCUUAACAGACGAGGCGGCGCGUGCUCUUGAUGAUGCUGUUGCUGUGGCGCGUCGUCGUAGCCAUGCUCAAACUACAUCUCUCCAUGCUGUCUCUGCUUUACUUGCUUUGCCUUCUUCUAUUCUCCGUGAUGCUUGUGCGCGCGCUAGAAAUAGUCCGUGUUCUUCCCGCCUUCAGUUUCGCGCGCUUGAGCUCUGUGUUGGAGUUUCUCUUGAUCGGUUGUCUUCGUCGAAAACCUUGGAGGAGCCUCCUAUUUCGAAUUCUCUCAUGGCGGCGAUUAAACGGUCUCAGGCGAAUCAGCGGAGACAUCCUGAUAACUUUCACUUGCAGCAAAUACACUGUAAUCAACAACCGCCGUCGGUUUUGAAGGUUGAGCUUAAGUACUUCAUUUUGUCCAUUUUGGAUGAUCCGAUUGUCAGUCGGGUACUCGGUGAGGCUGGGUUUAGGAGUUGUGAUAUUAAGUUGGCCAUUAUUCACCCGCCGGUGACGCCGCAAGCGGCGAAAUUCUCGCGGACAAGGUAUCCGCCGCUUUUCCUGUAUAAUUUGACAGGUUCGGAUCCAGUUCAACCCGGUUUGAGCUUUCCCUUUAGUGGACGAGAAGAUGUGGAUGAGGAUUGUAGGAGAGUCAGUGAGGCCUUAAUGAAAAGAAAUGGAAGAGGAAAAAACUUGUUGCUUCUUGGUGUCUGUGCUGGUGAUGCUUUGAAUAGAUUUAUCGAAUGUGUAAAUAUGGAUAAAGAAAAAAUUUUGCCUAGUGAGAUUUCAGGGCUAAGAGUGAUUUCUAUAGAAAAAGAGAUUGUUGAGUUUGUCAGUGAAGGAGGGAAAGAAAGAGAAAAGAUGGGGUUAAAGUUUGAGGAACUGCGAAAUGAACUAGACCAAUGUUCAGGUCCGGGUGUUUUGUUGAAUGUUGGAGAAUUAAAGGGUUUGGUUAAUAAAAGUGAUUCCAUUGAUGAUGCUUUGAGUUAUUUGGUUUCGAAGCUAACAGGUUUGGUAGAGGGUUUUAGAGAUAAGUUGUGGUUGAUGGGAGCUGCAGCUAAACAUGAAACUUAUUCCAAGUUGUUGGGGCAAUUUCCAGCUAUAGAAAAGGAUUGGGAUCUUCAUAUUCUACCAAUCACUUCUUCUAAAAGUCCUUUUGAUUGUUUUGGCUCCAAAUCUAGCUUAAUGGGGUCUUUUGUUCCAUUUGGUGGGUUUUUCUCGACACCAUCAGAUUUCAGAAAUCCAUCCAUCAACAUAAAUCAAUCCAUCACUCGAUGUCACCUUUGCACUGCAAAGUACGAGCAAGAAGUUGCUGAAAUGUUGAAGAUGGGGUCGAAAAUUUCAGUUGCAGAUCAGCACUCAGAGAACUUACCUUCUUGGUUACAGAUGGCUCAUCUUGAUACAGGCAAGGGAUUUGAUGCAGCUAAGACCAAAAAUGAUGGAACAACAUUGAAUGAGAAAAUUUUGGGGCUGCAAAAGAAAUGGAAUGGCAUCUGCCAACAGCUUCAUCACGCUCAGCCGUUCUCCAAUUUUGAUAUUUCUCAGAGCAGGCCCCAGGCAUCAAUGGCAGAGGGCUUUCCUUAUGUUGCAGAUAGGAAGGAGAGGAGCAGCAGCAGCAGCAGCUGCAGCAGAGAUUCAUCACUUAAUGAGAAUCAAUAUGCAAAUCUAGGCCUUGGCAUUCAUAUGGACUUGCAAAAUUUCUUUCCAUCAAAAUAUAACAUACCAUUACCCGUAGCUUCUGAAGCUGAGAAUGUUAAUUACCGACUUAAGCUACUCAAAGAAGCGUCAAAAAGUCAGCAGAAAGAAAAAGAUGGCCCUUUGUUUACCCCCUUGACUCUGCCCUAUAUAAAUCUACCCACUGAUCACCCGUCAUCUUUAUCUGUCACUUCUGUGACCACGGAUUUGGGGUUAGGAACACUCUAUGCAUCAAGUUCUCAAAAACCAAACAAGUCAAAAUUAAGCGAUUAUAAAGAGCAUUUUCAGCACCUUACAGGUUUUAAUUCUUCUGGGUUUGGAGCUAGUGAGAGUACACAUAAAAUCAAACUAUCUUCUUCAUGUUCUAAUCCUUCUGUUGGAGGCCAUUUGGAUUUAAGAGAUUACAAAUCAAUCAGAGAAGCUCUUCUUAAAAGAGUUGGGUGGCAAGAAGAAGCCAUAAGUGCUAUUAGUCAAGCCAUAUGUCAAUGUAAGGCAGGAUAUGGAAGAAAUCAUGGCUCAAUUGCAAGAGGAGAUAUUUGGCUUUCUUUCCUUGGGCCUGACAAAGUUGGAAAGAGAAGAAUUGCUUCAAUACUUGCUGAAAUAGUGUUUGGUAGCCAUGAAAACUUAAUACCCGUGGAUUUGAGCUUCCAUGAUGGGGGUAGGCCAUCAGAGACUGUAUUUGGAUGCCAAGAAUUAAAUGAUUAUGAUGCCAAAUUUAGGGGGAAGACAGUAGUUGAUUAUAUUGCAAUGGAGUUGAGCAAGAAACCUCAUUCAGUAGUCCUCCUUGAAAAUGUCGAUAAGGCUGAUUUUCUGGUCCAGACUAGUUUAUCCAAGGCUGUAAGGACAGGUAAAUUUCCAAAUUCACUGGGGAGAGAAAUCAGUAUCAAUAAUAUGAUUUUUGUGACUACAUCAACCAUUGUGAAGGAUAAUGUAAAUCUUUCGUCACUGAAGGAACAUAUUAAGUUAUCUGAGGAAAGCAUCAUUGGAGCUAAGAGCUGGCAAAUGCAAAUAUUAAUUGAACAUGUCACUGAGGGUGCCAGCAAAAGAAAUGAAAUGAGCGUGAAGGUUUCAAGAAAAGCGACCACCAUUGCAUCAUUGGUUAACAAAAGAAAGCUGGACAGAAUCACCAGCUCCACAGAGCAGGAAUUUAAUUAUGAGGCUAGAAAACGGGCAAGUAAAGUGUGGGGUUCUUCUCUGGACUUGAAUCUCCCUGUAGAGGGGAUGGAAGAGAACACUGAUUCUGGUAUUUGUGACAGCGACUCUAUCUCUGAAAACUCAGAAGCUUGGUUGGAAGAUUUCUUUGAUCAAAUAGAUGAAAAGGUAUUAUUCAAGCCAUUUGAUUUUGAUGCUCUUGCUGAAAAAAUAGUGAGCGAAAUCAACAUACAAUUUCAGAAGGUAUUUGGGUUGGAGAUGUUGCUGGAGAUUGAUGAUGAAGCAAUGCUACAAAUGCUCGCAGCUUCUUGGUCAUCGGACGUGAACAGAGCGAUGGAGGACUGGGUUGAAAGAGUCCUUGGCAGAGGGUUCGUUGAAGCCCGGCAGAAAUACCAUGUUACUGUUCCAUAUGUUGUAAAAUUAGUUACUUGUAAAGGCGUUUCGGUGGAAGAGCGAGCUCCUGGAAUAUGCCUGCCUGCAAGAAUUAAUCUGUAAACUGAUUCUAUCUCUCGCUAAUGUUUCUUGUAAUGUAGCUUUUAGCAUAUAGGUUUAGUAUCUAAAAAUUGUCAUUUUGGUUAAUCAAUGCCAUAAAUUUUGGGGUAAUAUAUUUCUCUGUUGUAUUGAUUGUAAGUAUUUUAUGAAAGAAGUAAAAUAAAAAAGAAAGGAGGGAAAACGACUAAUUCUUUUCCGAUUCA
Messenger RNA from Jatropha curcas, 3993 nucleotides. RefSeq names its product protein SMAX1-LIKE 6. NCBI's taxonomy places the organism in Eukaryota, Viridiplantae, Streptophyta, Magnoliopsida, Malpighiales, Euphorbiaceae. Gene Ontology annotation, molecular function: ATP hydrolysis activity; ATP binding. The record is from RefSeq and is a predicted model, not a curated record.